AUGGCGGAACAGCAUGGAACGCCAGAGCAGGCUGCGGCUGGCAAGAGCCAUGGAGGCCUUGGGGGCAGCUACAAGGUGAUUGUGUACGAGAUGGAGAACUUCCAGGGCAAGCGGUGCGAGCUCUCGGCCGAGUGCCCCAAUCUGACGGAGAGCCUGCUGGAGAAGGUGGGCUCCAUCCAGGUGGAGUCUGGGCCGUGGCUGGCAUUCGAGCGCAGAGCCUUCCGCGGGGAGCAGUUUGUGCUGGAGAAGGGAGAUUACCCUCGUUGGGAUGCCUGGUCCAACAGCCACCACAGUGAUAGCCUCCUGUCCCUCCGCCCUCUGCUCAUCGAUGGCCCAGAUCACAAGCUGCACCUGUUUGAGAAUCCAGCCUUCAGCGGCCGCAAGAUGGAAAUAGUAGAUGAUGACGUGCCCAGCCUCUGGGCUCAUGGCUUCCAGGACCGCGUGGCGAGCAUCCGGGCCAUCAACGGGACGUGGGUUGGCUAUGAGUUCCCUGGCUACCGCGGGCGCCAGUAUGUGUUCGAGCGGGGCGAGUACCGCCACUGGAAUGAGUGGGAUGCGAACCAGCCGCAGCUGCAGUCCGUGCGCCGCAUCCGCGACCAGAAGUGGCACAAGCGGGGCUGUUUCCUCAGCAGCUGAAGGGCACCCAGGCCCCAGUGGCCCAGGCCCGCCCUGGGGGGCAGCAGAGGCAAGAAGAGGAGGCUCCAGGGCCAGGGUGAUGGUCUGCCUGU
This is a messenger RNA of Neogale vison (American mink), 728 nucleotides long. RefSeq names its product crystallin beta B3 (gene CRYBB3). Gene Ontology annotation, biological process: visual perception; lens development in camera-type eye. The coding region runs from base 1 to 636 and encodes 211 amino acids. Lineage: Eukaryota; Metazoa; Chordata; Mammalia; Carnivora; Mustelidae. Gene Ontology annotation, molecular function: structural constituent of eye lens. The record is from RefSeq and is a predicted model, not a curated record. The transcript is spliced from 5 exons.